Molecule: messenger RNA, 1182 nt
Organism: Mycena indigotica
Lineage: Eukaryota; Fungi; Basidiomycota; Agaricomycetes; Agaricales; Mycenaceae
Product: ATP-dependent DNA helicase PIF1
Exons: 9
Coding region: 1-1182 (393 amino acids)
Cellular component (GO): mitochondrion
Molecular function (GO): metal ion binding; alcohol dehydrogenase (NAD+) activity
Source: RefSeq, a predicted model, not a curated record
AUGACGUCACGCGUUAGAUCUUCAAGUUCUACCACCAUGUCGGCUUCCUACGAACAUCUGCAGGGCUCGUAUGGCUGGACAGACACACUGAAGAGUAUUCACUAUGGACCUGGAGUGACUGCUACCGCUCUACCAAAGCUCAUACAACGUCUCAAUGUCAAGAAAGGCUUAAUCGUUACUGGGCGCAGUCUUUACACCAAGACUGAUGUAGUCAGCAAGAUCGAAGCACUUCUCACUAGCCUCGAUGCCUUUGCCGGCUCUUUCACAGAUAUAGGCGAACAUACACCUGUCGCUGGAAUUAACGCCUGCAUCAAGGUCCUAGAAGAAAGCAAAGCGGACUUCAUCGUUGCCGUGGGUGGAGGCUCCCCGGUCGACGGUGCGAAAGCAAUCCGGUACCGGUUCAUGGAAAAAACCGGGGCCACGAGUCCCAUUCCUCAGAUAGCCAUACCUACCACUCUCAGCGCCGCCGAAUACUCGAUCGGCGCUGGCUAUACAGACGAGAAUGGGUUGAAGGUCGCUGUUUCUCACCAAGAACUUGCGCCUGCAGGGAUCAUUCUCGACGCGGAGUUGACCCUCCCGACGCCCAGACGUCUUUGGAUUUCCACCGGAAUCCGGGCCGUCGAUCACUGCGUCGAGAGCUUAUACCGACCAUUCGUUUCACCGCCAGCGAAAAUUCUGUGCUAUGCAGCUUUACGAGACUUGUUCGAGUACCUUCCUAUAUCGCAGGCGGACCCUACCAACAUUGAGGCUCGGCACAAACUUCAACUGGCGACAUGGAUGAGUCUCUGGCCGACCAAGUGGGAAAGAUACAGCGCACUCGGCCUUUCGCAUGCCCUUGGCCACAAACUUGGAGCAGCCUAUAGCAUUCCGCAUGGAAUCACCUCUUGCCUCACCCUCGCUCCCGUUGUCGCACUCCAGGCGCGCACUGCUUCAGCAGCAGACAAGCAGGCCCUCGCUCGAUGCCUCUUUUAUCUCGAAGAGCCCACUACCGGAUCUGUCGAAGGUGAUGUUCUGAAGCUAUCUGAACUGAUCACCGGGUUGGUUGACAGGCUCGGGUUGAAGAGCACGCUGGGCCAAUAUAAUGUGCCAAGGGAGGAUUUGCCCAAAGUUGCGCAGCGUGCGCUGCAGCCCGAGCUAAACACUCUCGAGGACGUUGUUGCGUUGUUGGAAGGAAUUUACUGA